This is a messenger RNA of Prunus armeniaca (apricot), 807 nucleotides long. The record is from the annotation of a GenBank genome assembly. Lineage: Eukaryota; Viridiplantae; Streptophyta; Magnoliopsida; Rosales; Rosaceae.
AUGUCAGGACCCCCUAUGAUUCUCUCCCUCCUUCCAGACUCACAUAAGCAUGCGGUCAAUCCUACUAAACUGACUACCUGGGCUUAUACCAAAGGUUCUACUUUUCAUAUGUCAUCUCCAAAGCCCACAUGGAUUAUUGACUCGGGUGUUAUGGAUCACAUGACAUUUGAUUCUGGCCAACUUAUUAGUCACAAACUAUCCACUCAGUCGGUGGUGUUUAAUACUAAUGGUACCCCCUCCACUGUGGUUGGAGAGGGCUCUCAAUUUCUCUCUAACUCCAUACAUCUGGAUUAUGUAUUGAUUGUUCCAUCCUUGAACCAAAACUUGUUGUCUGUUGCUCAACUUACUACUACUUUGGGGUGCACUGUAACAUUUUGGCCUAAUCAUUGCGUUUUUAAGGACAUCCUUACAGGAAAGACGAUUGGUUGUGGUACUAGGCAGGGUAAACUUUACAACUUCGACUGGGCACCGGAUAUUGAGACGAAGGUCGGUCAAGCUUUCACAACAAGUGGAGCUAGUUUUGAGAGACAGAGAGACAAAGUUUGGUUAUGGCAUAAAUGUCUAGGGCAUGCCUCCUUCCAGUGUGAUACGUGUGAAUUGACUAUGAGCCAUCGUGUGCCGUUCUCAUUAAGUACAAAUAAAAGCUUGGUUCCUUUCUCCCUUAUUCAUUCUGAUGUUUGGGGGUUUGCUCAAAUUGCUACACCGGCUGGAGCUCGAUGGUUUGUCACUUUCAUUGAUGACUGCACCCGAAUGACUUGGGUUUUCCUUAUGAAAACCAAAGGGGAAGUCAAUUUAAAAUUUCAAUAG